Messenger RNA from Rotaria sp. Silwood2, 657 nucleotides. The record is from the annotation of a GenBank genome assembly. Lineage: Eukaryota; Metazoa; Rotifera; Eurotatoria; Philodinida; Philodinidae.
AUGAUUUCUAUAUCAGGUGUCUCUCCAUGUCUUCUUCGUUAUAAAGAACGUCGUGAUUGUCAAGAUAUUGAAGAAAGAAUUUCGCAUGUUACAGAUCCUAAACGAAUAAUCAUUGAUUUAUAUAAUAGUGUCAAAGAAGGUGGUUUUGUUCGAGAUUGGAUCGUUGGAAAAUAUACAACACGACCAGCUGUUGCAAAUCCAAAGCAUUGGAUCGAAUAUAAACCAAAUCGUUACAAUGAAAAUAUUCCUUAUAUGAAAAAAGAAGUUGUUCCAACUGAUUUGGAUUGCCAUUUACCAACAUACGGUUAUUUUGAUAUUGAGACAUUUCAAGAUGAACUUCAUAAAUUUGGUAUUAAGUGCAACAAUUAUCGAGAAGAAUGGAGAUAUAUUUUAUUAAUUGAUGAGAAUACUCGAACAGGACCAUUAACUAUGGAUUUAAUUGAGUCACAUGUUGCAUUAACACAUGAUCUUAUUGAUUUUGAUGUUAGUAAUUUGGUAUUAGAAAAAAAAUAUACAUAUGACUUGGGAAUGCGUAUUGAUAUUCUACAAAAACCUUAUUCAAUUGAACUUGAAACAAUUGUUCACAAUAUCGAAAAUAAAGAGUUUUAUGUUCUUCAUACUAUUGACGAUAGGCUCACUGAACGUAUUGAAAAAUGA